Messenger RNA from Clunio marinus, 296 nucleotides. NCBI's taxonomy places the organism in Eukaryota, Metazoa, Arthropoda, Insecta, Diptera, Chironomidae. The record is from the annotation of a GenBank genome assembly.
UCAUCUUCAGAGAAUUUCAUCUCUGAAGGUUUGUAGAAUAAAUCCUAAAUCACCCCCAUCUUCCUGUAUUAGCGAUUUUACAAGUACAUUUCACUUAUUAUGCAAAAUCUAAGGCAGCUUCUGAAACUUCCCUUAUUUAACAUCAAUCAUCAAACGACGAGAUAUAGGGAGCGAAACAAGAAGGGGUGUAUAAUCCUAUAUUCUUAAUCGCUUUAGUGCACUGGUUAGUGCACUCCCUACUCUGAUGAUGAUGAUGAGAUCUGCAUAGAAAAUUUUUUGAAAAUGUUGUGACAAAA